UGUUGUUCUCGGGACCUUUUCUGGUUUACUGCGACCAGAGUCGUGACUGAAGUACAUGGAAAGCGCGGGGAGAGGCGUCGUCCCCGCCGCGGAGGCAGCUGCGAGGCUCUCCCGUCUCCGCCCGGACGCCCGCCGCUCCCCGCCCGGCUCUUCCCGCCGGUCGUUGGCGGAGGCCGCGCCGAUGAAGCCGGCUCAGGGGCUUGUGGUUUUUACAGAUGUGGCCAUACACUUCUCCCGGGAGGAGUGGGGGCUCCUUGACGAGGCUCAGAGAAGCCUGUACCACAGUGUGAUGCUGGAGACCUUGGCACUUUUGUCAUCACUAGGUUGCUGGCACGGAGCCCAGGACGAGGAGGUCCCUUCAGAGCAAGGUGAUUCUGUAGGAGGGUCACAGGUCAGGACUCCAAAGCCAGGCCCACCCACCCAGAAGUCCCAGCCUUGGGAGCCCUGUAGCUUGCUCUGGAAAGACCUUUUGCGCUGGGCUGAGCAUGAUGGAACACGCCCUGAGCGAGGCCCGCGCACUUGUGGGGAAAAGCAUUUGCAGCACCAAAAGCAACAAAUGAGAGAGAAACUUUCCAGAAGCGGUGAGGGGAGGCCUCCGUUUGUGAAGAACUGCAGAGGUCACGUGACAGAGAUAAGCUUUACACACAGGGAUGGUGGGAACGCCAUCCCAGCCAGCUCAGGCCUUCUCCAGCCACAGGUUCUUCAUGUUGUAGGAAAGCCACACUGGGACACAGGAGGUGGAGAGGCCUUUCAGAAUGCGCAGAAUUAUUGUAAGUGCACCCAGUGUGGGAAAACCUUCAGCCGUAAACAUAUACUUGUGGACCGUGAGAAAAGCCCCAGCAGAAGAAAGCUUUAUGAGUACCGGGAAUGUGGGAGGGCCUUCCUCCGAAAGUCCCACCCCCGUCAGCACCUGAAGGGCCAUGACGAGGAUCGGCUUUAUGAGAACCCAGAAUGUGGAAGAUUCUUCACACAGAUACCUGGCCUCGGUGACCACCAGGGUAUUCGUAGCAGGCCAAGGCCUUUUGAGUGCAACCAAUGUGGGAAGGGUUUCCUUAGACUUUCCCAACUUGUUGGUCACCAGAAAAUCCACACGGGAGAAAGACCUUAUGGUUGUAGUGAAUGUGGAAAAUUUUUUAGGAAUCGCUCCACGCUCGUUAGACACCAAGUUCACACUGGUGAAAGGCCACAUGAGUGCAGCGAAUGUGGGAAAGCUUUCACCCGCAAACAUAAACUUGCUGAGCACCAGAAAAUCCACAGCGGCGAAAAGCCUUAUGAGUGCAGUGAAUGCGGGAAAGCCUUCAGCCGCAAAGACAAAGUCGUUGAACACCAGAAAAUCCACACUGAAGAGAGGCCUUAUAAGUGCGGUGAGUGUGGAAAAGCCUUCAGCUGCAAACAUAAACUUGCCGAGCACCAGAAAAUCCACACUGGAGUGAGGGCUUUUGAGUGCAGAGAAUGUGGAAAAUUCUUUAUGGACAGCUCCUCGCUCAUUAUUCAUCAGAGAGUUCACACUGGAGAAAGGCCUUAUGAGUGCAACCAAUGUGGGAAAUUCUUUAGGUACCUCUUCACAUUCAUUCGACACCAGAGAACGCACGCUGGAGAAAGGCCUUCAGUUGCAACUCCGCGCUCACUGGAUGUCUCGCUGCACAACGGAGAGUUCACACGGAUGUGA
This is a messenger RNA of Lontra canadensis (Northern American river otter), 1669 nucleotides long. RefSeq names its product zinc finger protein 547-like. Gene Ontology annotation, biological process: negative regulation of transcription by RNA polymerase II. The record is from RefSeq and is a predicted model, not a curated record. Gene Ontology annotation, molecular function: DNA-binding transcription repressor activity, RNA polymerase II-specific. NCBI's taxonomy places the organism in Eukaryota, Metazoa, Chordata, Mammalia, Carnivora, Mustelidae.